Messenger RNA from Xiphophorus maculatus (southern platyfish), 2893 nucleotides. Its product is annotated as neuronal pentraxin-1-like. NCBI's taxonomy places the organism in Eukaryota, Metazoa, Chordata, Actinopteri, Cyprinodontiformes, Poeciliidae. The record is from RefSeq and is a predicted model, not a curated record. The transcript is spliced from 6 exons. Bases 238 to 2097 code for a protein of 619 amino acids.
AUGAGCUGAACCCUCCUCUAUAGUAAAUCUCUCUCAAUCUGAUCAGCGGGAGAGGAGAAGAACCAUCUAACGAGUGUGGACACACUAACUCUCAGGUCUGUCCUACUGCUUCAUGAUUAAAAGUCUUCCAGAAGAUUCUUCUCAACUUUUUUUUAUCUAUUAUCUUUCCAUCGGAGCAUCUAUUCUUGAACCAACAUCUCAUAUUGUGAAGUGAAGCCACGUUUUAUGGUUUUUUAGAUGGAGAUUAUGAGGAGCGCCAUGUUCCUUCUUCCCCUGGUUCUUUCUCUACUUCACCCCACAUCUGCCACAUCAGGCCCAGACUUCAACUACGGAGCCCACCCGCGCUUUGUCUGCUCCCCAAUCCCUGCAGACGCAGACCCUUCCUGCUUCCCCACAGCAGGUACGGGCGCCGGGUCAACGGGGCCUGGAGGAUCAAACCAUCAGAACGUCCCUCCCAGCGGCUGGUGGGGGGCUGGCGACGAGGCUAAAGCCACCAUCCUCCACCUGAGGGAGAGCCUUGUGCAGCAGAAGGAGAUCAUCCUGGACCAGAGGGAGACCAUCAGAGAGCUGACAGCCAAGCUGACCAUGUGUGAGGGCGCUGGGCGAGGCCCGUCGCUUCACGAUGAGCACCACGGCUCUGUGUCAUACUCGCAUCACAAGGGAUUGUCCGUUCACCACACAUCAUACACCGACAACAGUCACUAUGGCAACGGCAGACUCAUCCCAGACUCACAGCACCACCACUCCUCUGUCCAACGAUCCGACGGAGGGUACGGCGGCCACAACCACGGGAAGGACAAACACGGGACGGCAGGGGACAGCACAUCGACAACGGAGCAGCUGGAGAGAAUGCUGCAUGCGCUGAAAGAGAGACUGAGCAGCCUGCAGAAGAGGAACAGCACCAGCACAUACUCCAACUCUCUGAAGGAGCUGCUGCAGAGGAAGAUCAGCACCCUGGAGGAGCAGCUGCACCACCACACCGCCGCCCUGGGCAGCAGCGCGGACCAACACCGCGAUGACGACUCCGGCCACAGAGAUGACGGAGACCACCACGACGACGGUCACCACGACGACAACCACAGGCACGACGACGAACGCCAUGAUGUCCACGACGACACCGGAGACCACAAGGACCAUCAUGACGACAGCCACAGCAAAGACCACCAUGACGGAGAUCACGACGAUCAUGAUGAAGGUGACGAUAGUGAAGGUGACGAUAGUGAAGGUGACGAUAGUGAAGGUGACGAUAGUGAAGGUGACGAUAGUGAUAGUGAGGAGGACGAGGAUGAGGAGGACGAGGAGGAAGAACAGGAAGAGGAAGAAGAGGAGGAGGAAGAGGAUGAUCACAGGAGCAAUGAAACAGAGGAUCACAGUUACCUCCCACACACUGGGUACAGAACUGGUUUCCACUCUAAUAAACUGGAAACGAUGCUCAACCAGCUGCACCUGACAGCUUCCAACAGGAAACAUUCCAAGAACCUGGAUGCCUUUCAGAUCAGCUUCCCGAUGAGGACCAACUACAUGUACGGACGGAUGAAGAGGACUCUGCUGCAGGAGAUCUUCGCUCUGACCUUGUGCCUCUGGAUGAAGGCAGGCGUGGGUCCCGGACUGGGGACUCCUUUCUCCUACUCCGCACCCGGACAGGCCAAUGAGCUGGUGCUCAUCGAGUGGGGGAACAACCCCAUCGAGCUGCUGAUCGAUGACAAGGCCGUAACGCUGCCCUUAUCUCUGAGUGAUGGGAAGUGGCAUCAUGUUUGUGUGACGUGGACAACGAGGGACGGACAGUGGGAGGCCUACCAGGACGGUGUGAAGCGGGGGUCUGGGACCAACCUCUCUCCCUGGCACUCCAUCAAACCUGGAGGGGUCUUCAUCCUGGGACAGGAGCAGGACACUCUUGGAGGCCGUUUUGAUGCCACUCAGUCGUAUGUGGGAGAGAUGUCAGACCUCCACAUGUGGUCGCACGCCCUGAGCGCCGCUGACAUCUACAGCCUGGCCUCCUGCGGCAGCCACUUACGCGGCGACAUCAUCGACUGGUCCGAGUCGGAGGUGGAGCUUCACGGCGGCGUUGCUAGGUACCCGUUCGACCCCUGCCACUGAAGGAAGGUUUACCCGCCCAAAAAGAAGAACCUCGAGAAAUCAUAAGAUCUUUGGACUUCAAGUAUUCAGAUUGUUUGCCUUCCUUUAAACUACUUAUCAAAUGAUGCAAAAAGGAGGAUAAAAUUGUAGCCUGAUCGUAUUUACAGAGAAUGUGUUUGAUGUUCUCUCUUUUUUUAAUGAAUUAGUGUUUUAUUAUAAACAGACAAGUGCUGACUGUGACAUAUUGUCAUAAUGUGAAUAAGUUUGAAUGAUUUCAGUUCUGUGCUGAUGUGAGCAGGACCUUAAAGGGUUCGGCUGUAGAUUAGAGUUAAUGAAAUUCAUAGACAUGUUUUCAUAAAUCUCUUCAUACUUUGGAUUCUCUUUUUAAGGAUUCCAUGAAACAUACAGCUAAUUUACCAAAGAAACCGUAGAACUCAAAUAUGUUUUUCUCUCUUUUUUAAAAAUUAUUUAAAUCUACAUGUAAAGAUAGAUUUCAGAGAGAGUUUAGUCUGAUGCACUCUGGUUUGACUGCCUCAGUUUUGUGUUUUUAAACAUUUUAAAAAUCUUUAUUCUGUUGUUUUUCUUUAACUUUUUUGUCCUCACAAUGCAAAGUUGUUCACAGAACAAACCCUUAAUAUUCAUCACUUUGUUUGGUUGAACAGUGAGUAACUUCUAACUUGUGUGUGUUGAGAUUGUUGAUUGUGGCUUCUGAAUUUGUCAUUUUGGCCUUGAUUGUAUAUUUAUUAUUGUACAAUAUGUUAUACAUUGAAGCUAUUAGAAAAUGUUUAAACUCGAUGUGAUUGUGUUUUUGUUGAAA